Molecule: messenger RNA, 2048 nt
Organism: Sinocyclocheilus anshuiensis
Lineage: Eukaryota; Metazoa; Chordata; Actinopteri; Cypriniformes; Cyprinidae
Product: pseudouridine synthase 7 like
Exons: 7
Biological process (GO): pseudouridine synthesis
Cellular component (GO): nucleus
Molecular function (GO): pseudouridine synthase activity; RNA binding
Source: RefSeq, a predicted model, not a curated record
UCGCUAAGUGUAUUUUCGUUUAGGGCUUCAGAAUGGAGAGGGACUCUCUCCUGCUUCAUAUCAGACCAUGAAGGUUUCCAUGGGACCAUAAAAAACUCACCCCAAGACUUUGUGGUUAUUGAGAUAGACAUCAAUGGACAACUUGUUAACAGUCCUAAUGUUCAAGAAGAACUUACAAAAAGACCUCCUCAACCAAGGCAAGCUAUUGAAAGGGUUGAUAAAUUAAAACAAUCUAAACCAGAUGACACUGACAUUUUAAAUCAGGAUUGCUUUGAUCUGAAUGUAAUCCUGGGUCCACCGUGAACAAAGUUGGAGCAUUUCACUAACAAAAUAAGAAUAAGAGCCGGUGAGCAAGAAAAGGUGGAACUGUCACUGGGUACUUAUCCUGAUAAACACCAGAGAGCAGUUGUCCACAGAGCAGUAAGAUACAACUUCCCCUUUCUCCAGACUGUGACCAACCAAUCAGAGAUUCGGGUCAGAGAGGACCUAGACUUCAAGAAUCUUGCUAGUUUAGCCUCUGAAGGAGAAGCUGAGGAGUUCUUCCGGGUCAUUGAUGCAAAAGUACCUGGUUCUGCGUUCACCUUCCUGGCCGAUGAUAGCAAGGAGCACCGAACUUCAGUUCACCAUUUUGUUAGCAGGCGGUUUGGGAAGCUUGUGGAAACCAAGAGCUUCACCGACCAGAAGACGACUUUUAUUACAGUGAGACUAAGAGAGAGAAGCAAACAACCCAAGAAGAGAACAAUAGCAGAAUGUCAAGAGGAGGAAGUGGAGGUGACACUAUACACAGCUUUCACACUGAUGAAAGAGAACUUGGAGACUUUGGAGGCCAUCAGCUAUAUGGCUGCAGUACUUGGAGUGCUUCUGUCUGAUUUUACCUAUGCAGGAAUUAAAGACAAGCGAGCUAUCACCUACCAGGCCAUGGUGAUGAAAAAAAUCUCCCCAGAGCGGUUGCUGGACAAAGUCUCAGAGUUUGAGAGGAGGAGAAUGCAGAUCUCUCAUGUCCGUCCUGUUUCUGAGCCCCUUAAGCUCGGCAGACUCCAGGGAAAUCACUAGGAUCUUGUCAUCAGAGACCUGAAGCCUCAUGGGAAAAGUCAACUUACAGAGCUGCAACAUCUUGUAAAAGAGGCAGUGGAAAAUGUGAAGAACAAAGGCUUUGUAAAUUAUUAUGGUCCCCAACGGUUUGGAAGUGGAUCAUGUGUCCAAGCAGACCAAGUAGGGCUUGCGCUCUUAAAGGAGAAAAUGGAGGCUUCUGUUAAGCUGUUCUUCACUCCAGGGGAUGGUGAUGAUCUCCAGAACAAGGCAAAACGUCAUUUUCUUCUCACUGGGAAUGCCAAGGAGAGCUUGGCCGUCAUGCCAGCUUACAAAGCCAGAGAGUGUCUUAUGCUCCAUGCACUUCACCGAUACGGCAGUGGACAGGAGGGUUGCAUACGUGGCUGGCUCGGUUUACCCCACAGUAUGAGGGUCUUCUACCUCCACUCUUACUGUAGCAGAGUGUGGAACGAAGCGGCCAAAUACCGGCUCCAGACACUGGGCUUUAAGCCUGUCCAGGGAGAUUUGGUUUGGUCUCGAUCUGAAGAGAGACUUAAAGACACCACAGUGGAACUGAACACUCCACAGGUCCAUGUACAGCCUGCAGACCUCAGAGAAGCCACGGGGUCAGUCAGACCAGACUUGUGUGCCCAGUCUAUCAGUAACCUUUGACCUGGAUGCAUCCUGCUAUGCUACUGUGUGUCUCGGCGAGAUUAUGAAGUGUAAUCUCUCAUAGUUUAUUUAAUGACAGUGAUUAAAAAUGCUUACAGACUAAAUAAUAUUGAUCUUUCGUAACGUCAAAUAUGAGGGGCUGUUUUGUGCCUAGUUAUGUAAGUGAUUACCAGGAGUUCCUGUCAUAAAGCAUCUGUGCCUUCACUUAUGGGAAAAGAAGAGGAUCUUCUGUGCCAGUGUCAUUGAUGAGGAACUCUGGAUGAGUCUUGAAGUUGUACAUGCAAAGAUUUAAUAAAAAAUCUUCCUGACAAGUCUGAUUGUUUGGUUGCGUGUUUCAGUAUGUGAAU